Molecule: messenger RNA, 354 nt
Organism: Salvia hispanica
Lineage: Eukaryota; Viridiplantae; Streptophyta; Magnoliopsida; Lamiales; Lamiaceae
Source: RefSeq, a predicted model, not a curated record
AUGUGUCACUUGCCAGUAGGAAUUGAAUACCGAGCAUACUGGGCAGUUCAGCAGGUUAAUGUAGAUACUAAGGCCUGUGAAGAGGAAAGGAAGCUACAACUACAAGAGCUGGAAGAGCUCAGAUUGGAGUCGUUCGACUCAGCCAUGUGGUACAAGGAGAAAACAAAGAUGUGGAACGACAAAAAUGUGAGAACCAAGGAUCUCCAAGUUGGUCAGAAAGUACUACUCUUCCAGUCAAAAUUGAAGCUAAUGCUUGGGAAGCUCAAGUCCAAAUGGGCAGGACCUUACAUUAUCACUGCACUACCUUUGCAGGCGAGUGCAGAGACUGGGAGGGAGCGUGGAGCAGGGACGUGA